CGCACUUCCGGGGGCGCCACAUAAGUCCCGAGCGGAGGGGCGGCGGCGCCGCCGUCGCUGCCGAGCGAGCGGGAGAAGGCUGUGGAUGCGCUGGUACCUCUGCAGGAGCGGGUUAGCAAUGGUCCGUAGUGGAAAAAAUGGUGGACUCCACCUGAAACAGAUUGCAUACUACAAAAGAACGGGGGAGUACCAUCCCACAACGCUAUCAAGUGAAAGAAGUGGAAUCAGAAGAGCAGCCAAAAAAUUUGUUUUCAAAGAAAAUAAGUUGUUCUACAUUGGAAAAGACAGAAAACAAAUGCGCCUAGUAAUUGUCUCAGAUGAAGAAAAAAAAAAGGUGCUUCAGAAAUGCCAUGAAAAUGCUGCAGGCGCUCAUCAUGGCAUAUCAAGGACACUGACUUUAGUGGAAUCUAAUUACUACUGGACCUCUGUUACAAAUGAUGUCAAACAGUGGGUGUAUGCGUGUCAACAUUGCCAAGUGGCAAAGAGUACAACCACCACCACACUCAAGCCAUACCCUAUCAAAGCAGAAGACCCCUGGACAGCGGUAACUGUAGCCUUAAUGGGUCCAUUUAGAGCUACCAAAAGAAGCCACAAGUAUGUCAUAAUCAUGAUAGAUUUGUUUACAAAAUGGACUGUUAUCUUGCCUCUGCAUGAUACUUCAGCAGCUGAAAUUGCUAAGGCAAUCAUCACUGUGUUUUUCUUAUAUGGACCACCUCAAAAAAUGCCUAUUGACCAAGGGAAGGAGCUUGUUCAUCAGAUAAACAAAGAACUUUUUGCACUGUUUGGAAUGAAACAAAUAGUACUGUCUUAUCCUCAAACCGAUGAAGUAAGUGAAAGAACAUGCAAGACAGUCAAAGCUUUCCUUAACAAAUACUGCAUAGAUCAUCCGAACGACUGGGAUGAACAUUUGUCUGCUAUUGCCUAUGCUUUCAAUUUGACUAAUUUGGAUCCAGAUCAAAACACCCCAUAUUUCCAAAUGUUUAGUCGUAACCCGUAUGUUGUUGAACCAAUGAACAUAUGUGUGGAAGGAGAAGACAACAUGUUUGCAAAGAUAUUUGAAGCAACUAGAGGAGCCAGUCGAGCACUUGAAAAAGAGAGAACCUUAGAUGGCCAGGUGGAGAAAACCACUUCAGAUGAACAGAAGCCUAGAAAUAAAAUCAAUGUCAAAAGAAAGCCCAAGCAAUUAAAUACCCUUCAACUUAAAGUUGGUCAUGAAGUCCUCAGACAAAGAAAAAAUUGGUGGAAAGAUGGUCGUUUCCAGUCAGAAUGGGUUGGUCCUUGUAUUAUAGAUUAUAUCACAGAAAAUGGCUGCGCAAUAUUAAGAGAUGCCACAGGAUCCAGAUUGAAAAGACCCAUCAAAAUGUCUCACCUCAAGCCAUACAUAAGAGGGUCCAAUGAAAAAGAUGACCGCUACUUCUUACAAGGUGCAAUAAUUGUUGACCAUGACUACAUUAGCUUAUCUGAGAGACCAUAUAAUGCAGACCAGCAGGACCCUGCUGCUGAAGGGGAAAUAAAUGCCUAUGUGAGAGGUGUCACGUCUGCUGUGCAAACACUACCUUCAGCCUGCAAAGACCAAGAAUCAGCAGAUAGUGGACAUCAGUCUGAGUUGACAGAAGAUCAUUGCGUUGAACCGAACAGUGCAAAGCAAGAACAAUGGCCUUCACCUUGCUGGACACUUCAGACCAAGCUAGAAGAUACUUAAGCAGUCUUGUUACUUUUCAUUGACAAACAGUUUGGAGCACACAUGGCAGACAGACAAAGUUUGAAUAGCUCUAAGUUCCUCAGCCAAAUCCACUUUGCUGUAUGAAUUUAAGAAUACUGAAGUGGGCAUUAAAAAGCAAUCACUCUGUUAACAAAAUGUAGGCGCAACCUGGUAAAAGCACAUGUCCUAGUGUAUAUACUUAAAAACAAGUAAAUGGCCAGUGUUAAUUUAAGUGGACAUUGAGAAGUAAGAAUUACCAGUACUAUCACAAUAUGGUAAAAGCAUGUGUUCUCAUCAUGCUUUUGUAGCUCAGUUUCUAUUAGUAAAAUGAUUAUAAGGCCCAGCCUUACUGUUACCCUCUUAGCACACAACAACAUUUCACUGUAAUGACCUUUUCAUUAGUCCUCAUACGACUCAUUCCUAACUGGUAGAAAUGUUGUGGGAUAAAUAUAAUCUAAACAAGAGAAAUUCUGUCUUCCCUGUAGAAGGGCAAAAAAAACCUGAUAUAACAGGAACAAGAAGUUCCUGUUAUAAAACUGUUUUUUGUUUUUCAUGAGAAGCUGCAAGCUCUGAUUUUUACAUCUUUGAAUUUAUACUCUAGUCCACAGCUCUAAGGUGCUACAAAACUGUAAAGCUGCCAAAAGUACAGGUAAUGUUUUGCAUAUGGAACAGCGAGGCCUUCAGCUGCUCCCUGCUCAUCAAAACUCUGCUAGGAGAGCAGUUUUUGUUCCUCACGCAUGCCAAAAUCAUAGAGCAGUCAGCAUUCAUUUGUUCUUUUUUCACAAGCAUCUGGUUUCCCUGAGUGAUACAUCUUCCCAGAGCUAGCAUAGAUUGGGAGAUUUCUGCUGAUGGUGCCCAGGGAAAGGUGAGGGAUGGUGUUGUUCAUUCUCUGAAUUCAUUGAAUAAGUUGUUGCAGGCCUGGACUUCCUGCCAAGAAGACUGUAUUUCAUGGUAAGAUUAAAAUGUGGCUGUUCCUAAAGUCAGCUGAGCAAAAACUCUUGUAGAAAACUGAUGAGUGCAAGCUGCUCCGUUUAUAAGGGAUUGACAGGAAGAGGAUGAAUGCUAGCAAGGGGCUGAAUUUAGAAAUGGAGUAGCAUCCAUUUAAUACUGCAGAAGACUUGCUUUUCCUGUUCUCUGAACACCUCCGUUCCUUACCGUCUCUGCUGCUGGAUAUCAUAUGGCAUUUAAUGCAGGUGGCUUUUAGAUUAAAGGACUAGUUAUAAUGGUAGUCUUUACACAAAACCUGGAAAAGAAAAGUAUUAUUUAUUAAAGGCUUUCACUAAACUUAGGUAAAAAGAUUUUAUCCACAAGUCUGAUUAGAUACUAAGUAAUGUGGGAACUCAUGCCUUUUACAUGGCAUGCCUGUGGUGUAAUGGUUCAACACCAGAUGAAAGAACAGUAUUCCAGCAUCUGAUCUUAAAAUCCACCUAAAAAUGCUUUCUUUUUCCUGUGUAUGUUUUCCCCAUUAAGACUGUUUCAGAAGGCAGGAGCUGGGCUCACAGGCUUUGCCAGCAAAGCUCUAUUUAUUGCUCAUGCACAGUUCCAUGGAGCUAUUUUCUGUGGUGGGUGCAUGGGGGAGCUCUGGCGUAACACAUGCU
Messenger RNA from Phasianus colchicus (ring-necked pheasant), 3300 nucleotides. RefSeq names its product gypsy retrotransposon integrase 1 (gene GIN1). NCBI's taxonomy places the organism in Eukaryota, Metazoa, Chordata, Aves, Galliformes, Phasianidae. Gene Ontology annotation, biological process: DNA integration. Gene Ontology annotation, molecular function: nucleic acid binding. The record is from RefSeq and is a predicted model, not a curated record.